UGCUCGGCAUUCAGUUCGUCGAUAACCAUAGAACGAAGAGGACUGCCUCUUUUUUUAAGAAGAAUUAUUGUUUUCGUUGACAAUUCGUUGCCGUUAUUUAGUUAAUCUUUUUCCGCUGCUUCUUUUAUCCUGAAAUAAGAUCUGUGGACACUUUAUUAUGUUUUAUAUUUCGUCUCAUUAAUUAAAUUGUUGUUAUUGGUUAAUACAGGAUAUUUUCUUACAAUCAUCAAUUGCUUAGAAAGAGAGACGAAUCUAACCGUAAGGUUUGAUGUAAUCAUGUGGAUCGUUCUACCAGUGCUCAAAUUUAUCAUAUCUAUAUUUAUUGAAAUUAUGAGAAGUAUUAUGAAGUUAUUUAUUCCGUUGAAAUAUCAAAUGAAGGACAUUUCUGGCGAAAUUGCUCUCGUCACAGGUGCUGCCGGAGGUCUUGGAAGAGCAUUAGCCAUCGGUUUAGCUAAUCAUGGUGUCAUCGUUGUCAUUUGGGACAUCAAUCAGAAGGGUAUCGAAGAAACGAUGGAAUUGAUAAAAGCAGCGGGUGGUACUUGUUAUGGAUACGUUUGCGAUGUUCGUAAUCGCGAUGAUAUUUAUAAAAUGGCUGAAAUAGUUAGAGAAGAAGUUGGUAAGGUAACUAUUUUGAUUAAUAAUGCAGGUGUGGUAAAUAUUGGAAUUUUCUGGAAGACUUCGGAUGAUCUUCUUAGUCGUCUAAUGGAAGUAAAUAUUAUGAGUCAAUUUUGGACAGUCAAAGCAUUCCUUCCGGCAAUGAUGGAAAGCAACAAAGGCCAUAUUGUGAACAUAGCGAGUAUAGCAGGUCUCAUUGGAUGUUCGGUAAUCGUAGAUUAUUCUGCGUCUAAGUAUGCAGUUAUUGGUUUCAGUGAAGCAUUACAAAUGGAAUUAGACUUUCAUGGACAUGACGUUAGCAUUACAUCAGUAUGCCCGACGUUCAUUGACAAUACCGGCAUGCCAGCAGCUAAAUUCUCUGGGCUUGUUCCAAUUGUUAGUCCGCAAUAUGUUGCUGAAAGUACUAUUACUUCCAUUCGGUGUAAUAGGAAGUUUGUUUUGGUGCCAAAUUACAUGUACUUUCUACUAUUUUUUAAAUGGAUAAUACCACGUCAUAUCUACCAUCAAAUAUUUAAAUUUUUAACGCAAAUGGAACCAACUGAAUUUUAUCCAAUAGAAAGUCAAGAAAAAUGUAAAACACAUCUUCCAAACGCAAGUAAUGUUGUCAUUACAUCAUAACAACUAAGCAGUUUUACUUAAUUUUUGCGAAAAGUAUCAUUUACUGAUAUGUAAAUAUUUCAAUAUGAAUAUAUGGAUUAUAGAAUAUGAAUAAAGAGGAGAAUCAUCAAUCGUAAAAUUAUCAAAUAAAAAGAGUUCAUAAUUUCGGAAUAGAUUAUCGGAAACGAG
Vespa crabro (European hornet) is the source of this 1401-nucleotide messenger RNA. Its product is annotated as short-chain dehydrogenase/reductase family 16C member 6-like. The record is from RefSeq and is a predicted model, not a curated record. NCBI's taxonomy places the organism in Eukaryota, Metazoa, Arthropoda, Insecta, Hymenoptera, Vespidae. The coding region runs from base 277 to 1233 and encodes 318 amino acids. Gene Ontology annotation, cellular component: lipid droplet. Gene Ontology annotation, molecular function: oxidoreductase activity, acting on the CH-OH group of donors, NAD or NADP as acceptor. The transcript has 7 exons.